This is a messenger RNA of Colletotrichum higginsianum IMI 349063, 774 nucleotides long. RefSeq lists its product as uncharacterized. The transcript has 4 exons. The record is from RefSeq and is a predicted model, not a curated record. Bases 1 to 774 code for a protein of 257 amino acids. Lineage: Eukaryota; Fungi; Ascomycota; Sordariomycetes; Glomerellales; Glomerellaceae.
AUGUGGCUGAAGCUCUGGUCGAUUUCCAGACAUGUCGUCAUUAUUGGACCGGAAAACAGCCGUCCCCCUUCGACAACAGAGCUUCGGAAUCGAGGUACUGCUGUUUUGAAUUCGGUUUCUCCCGAGGUUCGUCUCGAGGACAUCAUUUUCCCGCCCAGUUUCCACUCUCUCGUCGAAUCCACGCAUUUUUUCCCCGCCGAUGCAUCGAGAGCUUCCUUUCUUUUGUCAUAUCUUGAAGAUGAUCCGCCCAACCAGAGGCUAGCCAUCGGCUUCUCUACGACAGACCCGCCGACGCCGGGCUCCUUUGUCGAAAAUCAGACAUUCAGCAAGAUACUGUACGAAGUACUUUCCGAGCACGCUCACAAGGACAAGGACCUCUUGGCACAGGCGCAAGCUUUUGCUGGUCCUGGAGGAGCCACUCUUGGGUCGGGAGGCGCGUUUUUCUCGCAGAAGAACAAGAAUCGUUCAAACAAAGUUGGCGGCGGCGGCGGCGCCGGAGGUGCCAGUGCCCAAGGAGGUGCCGGUGGAGGCGGACAUGGUGGUUAUGUCCAUCUCAGCGACUCGAGGAACCCUCCAGACUUCGGCCGAAUUGCAUGGCCCGAGGAUAUCUUGGGCAGCAUUGAGGUUGAUCAGAGCGGCAACAUCAUCGGGAAGCUCGAGCCUAGCGGGACAUAUCGUAUCAUCACCAAUGAGGGAAUCCUCGGGCUGAGUCCCUUCCUAGCAGAGAAGCUGGUUGAGAGACUCCGUGCCGAAGACAAGAAGGACAAGUCAUAG